Molecule: messenger RNA, 691 nt
Organism: Salvelinus sp. IW2-2015
Lineage: Eukaryota; Metazoa; Chordata; Actinopteri; Salmoniformes; Salmonidae
Product: YY1-associated protein 1-like
Exons: 4
Coding region: 47-691 (214 amino acids)
Biological process (GO): regulation of DNA-templated transcription
Cellular component (GO): nucleus
Molecular function (GO): transcription coregulator activity
Source: RefSeq, a predicted model, not a curated record
ACUGGGGCUGAAGCACUUCAACCAGACAGAUCUCCCCUACCAGCUCAUGUGUUGCUACCUCAUCCGUACCAAGAAGCAGGACCAGCUACGCUCCUGUGUCAAGGAGCUGUGUGGCCACAAGACAUCUGACAACACUAUCAAGUUGUCCUGUCAGCACAACAUAGUUCCUGCCAUGCAGGAGACCUGUGGCAGGGUGAUGCCAGGGGAAGAGCGCCCCCCAUUGGAGAGAGAGAUGUCCGUCAUGCCCAACUGGCUACGGAAGAGUCUACCAUUCAUCCACAGGGCAGUGAUGGAGUAUAAUAAACCACAUGGGAAAUCCCCACCCAGAAUACCUCCACAUCCUCCAGCACCUCCUUACACGUUCGCCAAUGGGACACGAUAUCCCUCAUCUCUCCCUAGAAUUGUCACCCUGCGCCUACACCCCUGCAUGAACUACAAAGGCGAGCGCCCACCCAUCGCCCCUAAACCUCGUCCCUUCUACGCAUUCACCCGUUCUGCCCCCCUUACGGGGCUCAAAAACGCCCUGUUCUCCCAAACGGAAUGGGCUACACCAGCAGGCACUGGAGUGUCGGUGCCCAGCAACAGUGUCUUACCCAGUGGAGAGCGUCCGGGCAGCAGUUUAAGAGGAAGCAGCUCCACCGAGGUGGAAGGGCAUUACAGAAGAGAGCUGGAAGAGGAGGGUCUCUCCUGA